GGAAGAAGCUCUUCGGCCGCAAAAUUGCACUCCGCACGCCAUUCUCUCCGCAAAUCCCUGGAUAUUGUUGGAUAUGGACUUUCGGAAUUCUUGCGCUUCUUGAACCGGACUAUUGAAAUUUGGGUAUAUUGCGAGCCAUAAUGCUGAAAUCUACGUAUACCCCUCCCCCUCCUCUACCACCGGGGUGGACAGAGCAUCGGGCUCCUUCAGGUCAUCUAUACUACUACAAUGCGCAGACAAAGAAGUCCACCUACACCAGACCGACCGCGCCCCCAGCUCAACCUCAACAGCCCUUUCCCACCCCAGUGGCCGCUCAGAGCGCUCCAUUCCUAACCCCAGACACCUUACCGCCAUUCUCUUCGACCCCGUACGCACCCGGACUGGGGAUACCAUCCCAAGAAAUUCCUCACCGUGGUCACAAUCGCGGAGGUUUUCGCGGAGGAAGAGGAGGGUUUAAUGACCGCAGAAGCCGAGGGCCUGAAGAUCGGCCAAAGUCCAAGCAUACGAUACCGGGGUGUGCGCCGUGGGUCCUUGUAAAAACAAAACUUGGGAGGAGAUUCGUCCACAAUCCGGAAACCAAUGAAAGUUUCUGGAAAUUCCCCGAAGAUGUUCUGAAGGGGGUUGUGGAAUACGAUCGUCUAGAAAGGGAAGAAAAGGAGAGGAAGGAACGCGGCGAGGAUGCUGAGGAACCUGUCAAAUCCAAACCCGAAGCGGAAUCGGACCUAGUGGGUGGAAGGGAAAGUGACCGCAAAGAAGCCCUCGUCACAGGCGGUGCCGAGGAAGACAGUGACGAGUACGAAGAAGUCGAAGUCACAGACAGUGAGGAGGAAGAUGGUCAACCUACGAAACGCCCGAAGACCGAAGACGAUUUUGGGCAGCAACAGCCAAUGGAAUUUACGGAGGAAGAUUUCGAAUAUCAGCUAGCUGCGAUGGGCGAGGACUACGGGCUUGACCCUGGCGAGUACGGCGAGCUGGGAGAAGGCGAUUGGGAAGAAGGUGCCGAAGGGCUGCCGCUUACGGACGAGGAUGCCACAGCUCUAUUCCGAGAUCUACUCGAUGACUACCAUAUAAACCCAUAUUCGACCUGGGAAAACAUCAUUGAACAGGGCCACAUCAUAGAGGACUCCCGAUACACCGUGCUGCCCAACAUGAAAGCUCGCCGUGAAGUGUGGUCCAACUGGAGUCGCGAUCGAAUUCAAGUGCUCAAGGACCGCAAAGAGAAGCAGCAGAAGGAAGACCCACGCAUUAAGUAUCUGGCGUUCCUUCAAGAAUACGCAACGCCGAAACUAUACUGGCCCGAAUUCAAGCGCAAAUAUCGAAAAGAGCCUGAGAUGAAAGAUUCAAAGCUAUCCGAUAAGGACCGAGAAAAGUUCUAUCGCGACCUGGUUUCUCGGCUGAAACAGCCCGAAAGCACUCGCAAGUCAGACCUGUCUGCCUUGCUCAAAUCUAUUCCAUUGUAUGAGUUGAAUCGCUCGUCGAGUCUGGAAGCUCUUCCACCUUCCAUCGUUACCGAUCUGAAGUACAUUGCGCUGGCACCCAAAGUGCGCGAUCCUCUCAUUGAAACCUACAUAACCACUUUGCCUCCAGCUCCGGAACAGGAAAAUAUGACUGCUGAACAGCGAGAGGAACUGGAGAAGAAGAGACUGGAGCGUGAAAAACGGGAGAGGGCGUUGGCAGAACGCGAGAAACAGGUGCAGGAAGAGAAACGAAGACAAAGAGGGGACCUUGUGCGUGGCAAACAUCUCUUGAGAGAGGGUGAAGCAGAGGUUGAAGAAGCUAUGAAGGUGGGCCGAGCAGGACUCCAAAGCUACGUUGAUGCCGACAAAGAGACAUCAAAGGAUGGGGAUCAAGUGGAACACAAUUAACUAUAGAACGUAGCUUAAAUCCACAUUAUCUGAUAUAAUACAUGGUCAUAUCAUUCAUCCUGUUUCCCUGCCAGAUGGACCGUUUUCGUUUUGCCCAACCAAGUCAAGUACAUUCACAAGGUUGCCAAUUUCAAUUCAUGAUCCAGCGGUUGGGGUUCAGACAAGCAUUCUGAUACAUUAGGGGGGGGGGGGGGGGGGGAUAAUCAACAAUUUUUGUGACUUCAUAUAGCUCAUGGGGUAUCAAUGUAAACAUGAACAGUCCAAGACCUCCUUUGUAAAAGUUGACGCCUUUCCGUUUUUCCAGUUCUGUAUUACCUAAAUCUCCAAUUAUCCCAUUCGUCAUCAUCGUCAUCGUCGUCAUCAUCAUCUUCCUCUUCGUCCUCGCUGUCAUUCUUCUUGGUUUGAUCCUCCUGAAGCUCCCCGGUGGAAGUAGACAAGUCCAUCUGGUUGGUAUCUGUACCGUCCACGGCUCGCUUCUUCCUCAACUCCUCCCGCAUGUGUUUCAAUCGUCUGACACGCUCCUCUAGUUGAUCCAUUUCAUCAAAUUCAUCCUCCAUGAAUCGUGCGGCAUCUUCACGUUCCCCUUCAGCCUCGGCUUCGCGAGACCGGGCGGCCGUUUGGUUGUCUCGCUCUUGCUGCGCAGCAAGCUGUUCGGUUGUGAUGGGAGCCGCCGUUAUAGUGGCUGACGCGGCAAGCGCAGCGGGCGCCUGUGAGACUCGAGUUGGGGCCACUACAUCCCGUUCGAAGGCGGCCCAUUCAUCUUCGUCGACGGCCUGCUUGGGGGCCUCUGUAGGUGGAUUCAAAGUUACAGCAGGUGAUUCGGAUGGCUGUGCGCUCACUUGCUCCGUGUCAGGCACGACGUCUUCCGCGGGUGGUAGUUCCGGGCCAGCAGCCUCAUGAUCUGAAUGUUCAAUGCUUUCAUCUGCCUCCAGCGCCUGGGCACUUGGAGGCUGUACUGUUUGGGCAUGCGCCAGCAGUUGAUCACCGUUUGUCUGUCUCAACUUUUUGCGCGUCAGGUCUUCGCCGGAGUCUACCUUUCGCUUCUUCGUGACGCGGUUUGGUGCUCUCCCUGUCUGGGAUGAUGAGCCCUUGCGGGAGGCAAGCUCGCUUCUUAGUAACGAUCGAACAUCUGCCAUGAUAGGGGUAUAGUGGUAGAAAUAGGAAGAGGAAGAGACGUCCGAGGGAUGCUACAAGGUAGAGUUAAAGAGUAAUUUGAAGAUGAGAAAGAUCGAGAAAGAAGAGGAUGUGGGGAUCUGGAGAAAGCCGUCGAAGGCGCCGAAAAAUA
Messenger RNA from Aspergillus melleus, 3150 nucleotides. Its product is annotated as FF domain protein. Gene Ontology annotation, cellular component: nucleus. The record is from RefSeq and is a predicted model, not a curated record. Gene Ontology annotation, molecular function: transcription coregulator activity; RNA polymerase binding. The transcript has 2 exons. Lineage: Eukaryota; Fungi; Ascomycota; Eurotiomycetes; Eurotiales; Aspergillaceae. Bases 141 to 1865 code for a protein of 574 amino acids.